CCUUCUCGCCAAUUUCAAUUUGCCUCCAGGCUUAGCUCAGGAGUAUCGAGUGUCGACGCUUUACAUAGACGUAACUGGAAUAUAGCCAUUUUAAAUUUGAAGUUUCAAUGACGAUUUCAUCUCUCCCUUGUAUUCAACCUGCAAGUGUUUCUUUCAAAGUCUCUAACUUCUUUCCUGCUGGUGUUUGUGGUGGAUUCAACAUGAAGAAAAAGAUGAAUGCUAAUUGUUUGUCUUCCUUGAGGAAAUUUGAGAAAGAUACCAACUUUCAAACAAAGGUUGAUACUUUGUUGGAUAGUAUAAAAUGGGAUGACAAAGGUUUAGCAGUGGCUAUAGCUCAAAAUGUUGAUACAGGAGCCAUAUUAAUGCAAGGCUUUGUCAAUAGGGAUGCACUAGCUACAACAAUCUCUUCUAGGAAGGUGACGUUCUUCAGUCGAUCACGGGCAACGUUGUGGACAAAGGGAGAAACUUCCAAUAAUUUCAUCAACAUUCAUGACAUAUUUGUUGAUUGUGAUCGUGAUUCUAUAAUUUACCUUGGGAAGCCUGAUGGCCCUACCUGCCACACAGGGUCAGAGACAUGCUAUUUCACAUCAAUAAGUGAUUUGUUGAAGGAGCAAGAAGUUGAAGAAACUAACUUGGCAUUGACAACUUUAUACUCUUUAGAAUCAACAAUUUCCAAAAGAGAAUUAGAGUUAGCGGGGCAACAUGGAAAGCCCUCGUGGACUAAACGACUCUUAAGCGAUGAAAACUUGUUGUGCUCAAAAAUCCGGGAAGAAGCAGAUGAGUUGUGCCAAACACUGGAGGAGAACGAGGAUGGUUCACGUGCAGGCUCAGAAAUGGCGGAUGUACUCUACCAUGCCAUGGUUUUACUAAGGCGUAAAGGCGUAAAGAUAGAAAAUGUCCUAGAAGUUCUUCGGCGAAGAUUCUCUCAAUCGGGUAUAGAGGAGAAGCAAAGCCGUGUAUCAGGUGAGAACUAAGUGUAAGCCGUAGUUUUGCUAAGCAAGUUAUAGAUUUGCAGUUUUAAUCCCAUGCUUGGUUUUGUUCCAAUUGUUGUCAUGCUUAGCUUCUUUCCGAUAAGUUCUAUUUAUGACAUAGCCUAUCUAUCUAUGCGUCAUAAUUAUGAGAUAAUCUCACUCUGCGUCAUUAAUUCUAAAUAUGUAACAAAC
Molecule: messenger RNA, 1163 nt
Organism: Hibiscus syriacus
Lineage: Eukaryota; Viridiplantae; Streptophyta; Magnoliopsida; Malvales; Malvaceae
Product: histidine biosynthesis bifunctional protein hisIE, chloroplastic-like
Exons: 6
Coding region: 108-974 (288 amino acids)
Biological process (GO): L-histidine biosynthetic process
Molecular function (GO): phosphoribosyl-ATP diphosphatase activity; phosphoribosyl-AMP cyclohydrolase activity
Source: RefSeq, a predicted model, not a curated record